AUGGACCCAAAUCUAAAUGAUUGGACAUUGCAAGAGGACCUUGAGCUAUUUCGACGUGUAUUGCGGGGCAUGAAAGAACUUGAAGAUCGGGACAUGAAAGAACGUCAAGAUCGGGACAUGAAUAGGCCACGCCAAGCCUUUUCACCAGCAGCCAUAAGCAUUCAGCCCGCUUUUAACUCUAAUCCUGGAAGUCGUCGACCAGAUACAGAGAUUAAGGAUGAGAUGAAGAUGAAGAUGAAGAUGAAGAUGAAGAUGAAGAUGACGACGGUGACAGCGAGAGUGACUAUAUAUCCGACUACUACGAAGAUCUGCAACCUUCAAAAGGGUCUACCAAUGUACAAUCAAGUCAGCAGCAAUCAACCUCUUCAACAACUCAUGUUCCGAGUCCUGCCAGCGGUGGUGCACAAGAGACAGGACAACACGACGGCGACGACGCAGACCGCUGCUGGGACCACGGAUGCAACGGACGCAAAUUCACCACCCGUAGUAAUCUCAGGCGCCACCUAA
Molecule: messenger RNA, 507 nt
Organism: Venustampulla echinocandica
Lineage: Eukaryota; Fungi; Ascomycota; Leotiomycetes; Helotiales; Pleuroascaceae
Exons: 2
Coding region: 1-507 (168 amino acids)
Source: RefSeq, a predicted model, not a curated record